Messenger RNA from Fragaria vesca subsp. vesca, 883 nucleotides. Its product is annotated as ethylene-responsive transcription factor ERF106-like. Gene Ontology annotation, biological process: ethylene-activated signaling pathway; regulation of DNA-templated transcription. Gene Ontology annotation, molecular function: DNA-binding transcription factor activity; DNA binding. The transcript has a single exon. Bases 62 to 709 code for a protein of 215 amino acids. The record is from RefSeq and is a predicted model, not a curated record. Lineage: Eukaryota; Viridiplantae; Streptophyta; Magnoliopsida; Rosales; Rosaceae.
AGUCCUUUACUUUUUUUCGUUUCUUCUCAAAAAAAAAAAGUCCUUUACUUUUAGUUUGAAAAUGGCAGCAACCCAAGAGCAAGAUGAGUCAACUCUGGAGCUCAUUCGCCAACAUCUCUUAGGAGACUUCACCUUCACAGACAACUUCAUAACCAAUCUCAACUUCGACCAAACCCCAGAACUCUACUUCCAACCCAUCAUCAAGUCCGAGUACUCCAUAUCCGAAUCCGAGUCCACUUCCCCUGUUUCAAGCUGCCUCAACCCGAAACCCGAACCCGUAACCGAAGAAGAACCCAUGAGCAGCGAGCCCAAGAGAAAGUCAAGCAGCUCUUCCAACUCCAGCUCGUCGACGGGGGAGGUGAGCAGGCAUUACAGGGGAGUCAGGAGAAGGCCGUGGGGCAAGUUCGCGGCGGAGAUCCGUGACCCGGCCCGGAAGGGCAGCCGGGUCUGGUUGGGGACGUUUGACACUGAUGUGGAUGCUGCCAAGGCUUAUGACUGUGCUGCAUUCAAGCUCAGGGGAAGGAAAGCUAUACUGAAUUUUCCGCUGGAGGCCGGAGAGUCUAACCCGCCGAGUAAUACGGGUCGGAAGAGGAGGAAGGCGGUGAAGCAAGAGGAGGAGGAGGAGGAGGAGGAGGAGGAGGAGAAGGCGCCGGAGCCGGAGGAGUUGGAGGUGCAGAGCUGGGUGGAUUGGGAUGGAGAAGAAGCUUGAAGCUCUCAACUGGGUUCUCAGGAUGCUCUGCUAUAGUGCUGACGUGUAAGGAUAUGAAUGUGUCGGUUUGUUGUUAUUACUAAAUGAAUUACUGCAUUGCGAGAUGGUAAUGUGAGAUGAUGAUAGGGACUAAUUAGAAAUAAGGAGAAAUGCAAUGUGUAAUUAUUAAUACAA